AUGGUUGAAUACAUCUCCAUUAACGGGGCCCAAUUGGCAUAUCGGCUGAUCGGACCUGCAAAUGCACCGUUGAUAAUCACUCUCCAUGGCGGGAGAGGGUUUGGAGAUCACAAAUCAGACUUCAAAGCAUACUCACCACUUUCUUCAUCUCACCGAGUACUGUCUUUUGACUUCCGAGGACAUGGUCAAAGUUCACGAACAGAGCCCUUCACUUUCGAUCAACUGAUUGAUGAUGUUGAAGGUAUCCGACAGCACUUUUCUGGAACUGAACAACCAUGCAUAGUCUGCGGUGGCAGUUUCGGGGGGUUUUUAGCCCAGCAAUAUGCAAUCACAUAUCCAUCAAAGGUUUCGCAUUUGAUUCUCCGGGGAACUGCUCCCUCGCAUCACCGUAUGUGCCAUGAUGAGGACACGGCCAUCCAUACCUUGGAACAAAGGGCAUCCAAAGCGCCGGGUCUUUCGAUAAAGUUCCUGAAGGAUAAGAUUUUCGGUCGAUUCGAAAGUGAUCUUGAAUUUCGCCUCAUUAUGUACGCAGCUGCACCGCUAUAUAGCGAACACUUUGACGCCGAAGUCGCGUUGAAGCAUAAUAUCGACACGGCAUUUUAUGCCAAGUCGCACAAUGAUCUCUACGCCGAGCCAGAGAAAUUCUUCGAUUACAGACAUCAACUUCAUUUGAUCACAGCGAAAACAUUAAUUCUUGUGGGCGAAUGGGACUGGAUUUGUCCACCAGAACAAUCCAAAGACAUCGCUUCGAGGGUUCCAGGUGCUCAUUUGGAGGUUAUCAGAAACGCCAACCAUGGCGUUCAUCUCGAGAAGAACGCGGAGGUGAUCGCGCUCAUUAAGCAGCAUCUCUUGUGA
Molecule: messenger RNA, 855 nt
Organism: Penicillium salamii
Lineage: Eukaryota; Fungi; Ascomycota; Eurotiomycetes; Eurotiales; Aspergillaceae
Source: the annotation of a GenBank genome assembly